Molecule: messenger RNA, 437 nt
Organism: Drosophila busckii
Lineage: Eukaryota; Metazoa; Arthropoda; Insecta; Diptera; Drosophilidae
Gene: Phf5a
Product: PHD finger-like domain-containing protein 5A
Exons: 4
Coding region: 69-404 (111 amino acids)
Biological process (GO): mRNA splicing, via spliceosome
Cellular component (GO): precatalytic spliceosome; U2 snRNP; catalytic step 2 spliceosome
Source: RefSeq, a predicted model, not a curated record
ACACUGAAUACACAUAUUUUUUGCUGCUGUCGCUUUUUUGUUGAUAAAUAAAUUGAAAACGUUUAAGCAUGGCUAAACAUCAUCCAGAUUUGAUUUUCUGCCGUAAACAGCCAGGCGUUGCUAUAGGCCGGCUUUGCGAGAAGGAUGAUGGAAAGUGUGUGAUCUGUGACUCGUAUGUGCGCCCUUGCACCUUGGUGCGCAUUUGUGACGAAUGCAAUUAUGGUUCAUAUCAAGGACGUUGUGUUAUCUGCGGCGGUCCCGGCGUAUCCGAUGCCUACUAUUGUAAGUCCUGCACCACGUUGGAAAAAGAUCGUGAUGGCUGCCCCAAAAUUGUUAAUUUGGGCAGCUCUAAGACUGAUUUGUUCUAUGAGCGCAAGAAAUACGGCUUUAAACAGAAUUAUUGAUGUGCUUAACAACAACAUUUAAUAGUUUUAUCA